AUGGAGACUAAGAAAACGACGCGCCAAAUAGAGGACGAGGUUACUGUUUCCCUUCAGUCCUACUCAAAAGGUCAUAUUGAUGUCUUCAUUAAAUGGGUGGAGCAAAUAGGAUUCAGGUUUACAGGAAACGAAUAUUCGAAAGCAUUCUUGGGAGCUAUUGCGCAGAUGCGUGAGUUUGGCGAGGCUCUUGAUGAUUAUGGCUUAAUGGUGAUCAAUUAUACGGGGUACAAGUUUACAUGGACAAAUAGAUGGCAAUGUGAAGGGAAUGUAAAGCUCUGGUUAGAUAGGGUGGUGGCUAAUGAUGAGAUGUUGUUGGCCUUUCCAGAUAUGCGUACUCAUCAUAUUAAUUCCUUUGUGUCUAACCAUUUACCUACUUUACUUAUCUUCGGAGUGAGUAAUACAGGAAAGAGACAUCAUCAUUUUAUGUUUGAAGAGAUGUGGAUUACUAUUGAUGGUUGUCAGGAAACAAUAACCCAGGCUUGGGGAAGUGAGGGUGGCACAGUGGUUGACAAGAUUAUGCAAAUUCGAGGUGUGCAAGAUAAGUUAAACGCCAUACAUGGUCGUGAAUUGACCCCACAUGCCGCCCAAUAUCAACGUCAGUUGACUAAUGAGCUGGAUGUUUUGCUAGAGCAAGAGGAAACUUUGUUGCGGCAACGGUCUCGUAGCGUGGUUAAAAUUUGA
Prunus armeniaca (apricot) is the source of this 681-nucleotide messenger RNA. The record is from the annotation of a GenBank genome assembly. Lineage: Eukaryota; Viridiplantae; Streptophyta; Magnoliopsida; Rosales; Rosaceae.